This is a messenger RNA of Anisakis simplex (herring worm), 576 nucleotides long. The record is from the annotation of a GenBank genome assembly. NCBI's taxonomy places the organism in Eukaryota, Metazoa, Nematoda, Chromadorea, Rhabditida, Anisakidae.
AUGUCCAUUAAGCCAAAACGUCUAUCACCACGACAACGCAAUCUCAUCAUCAAAUCCUGGAGUCGAAUCAAUAAAUUGAAACUUGCGAAAGAUGCUUUCAUCGAGAUAUUCAAAGCGAGUGAUUUCGUUCGUACAAAAUUUGUUUUCGGUGAACUUACGUUGAAGAAAAUUCGACAAGACGAUCGCUUCGUUGCACAUUGUGAACAAAUUGUUACUGAGAUGAUGCGUGUAUUUUUGAGGAAGUACGCGAAUAUGGUGAAAGGAAUAAGUCAUCAACAUUGGCAAAUGUUUAUUGAUAUUUUGAUGGAUCGAAUUAUUGAGAACGGUAACAAACAGUUUGAUACAGGAAAUGAAGUGUCUCGAGCGUGGAAGAUGCUCGGUCAAUUGGUCGCAUUCCACAUACGACUCGGAUACGAUCAUGAAACGCUUCGUAGUGAACGGAGUAAACGUUUACUGCCAAUGCUACCUAUACAACAAGCCAAUAUCGAUAGGAUGCAAAAUGCAAAAUUCAAGCGAAUGAUAAGCAGGGAGGAUAUCUCGUUAGAGAAAUUCAUUCUUUUCAGUUUCGUUGGAUGA